UUGAUAAAACGUUCUCGACUUGUUUAGAAGACAAGUAAUUCAUACUUAGUGUGACGUACGUCGGUUAUACGACUACUUAAAUACUGAAUCUCAUUAAUAGACAACCAAGGAAUCUCCAUUGCUCCUAAAAAAAUGUAUCCAUUCGGUUCUGGAAUGCCAUAUUCAUCGCACCCUCCUCCACCACCUUCCAAUGAGCAGCGACCAAAUGCACCCUUUGGAGCUGGUUGGUCAGCACCGAUGCAGCAAAACGCCAAUCCCACGCAUUCCUCCUCACCAUACCCACCCAGUGGACAGCCGCAUAAUCCACACUAUCCCCAACAACAUGGUGGUGGUGGCGGCGCUCCUUAUGCAUCACAAUCGGCUCCAUAUCCUUCGAAUUCUUCGCCCUAUUCACCAACAUCUUCACCCUAUCCACCAACAUCUUCAGCCUAUCCACCAACAUCUUCAGCGUAUCCACCAACAAAUUCACCCUAUCCACCAACAUCUUCACCUUAUCCACUAACUUCUUCACCUUAUCCACCAACAUCUUCACCCUAUCCCUCUGCAUCCAAUCCUCAACAACAAUAUGGUGUGCCUGGUGCUCCUUAUAACCAUCAUCCGCAUGGUAACUCUUUUGUGCAACAAGCAUCCAAUAAUCCCUAUCCCUCUGACCGUGGAUUCACACCAGCCGUAACAGCCGGACAUGACAUAGGGAAUGGGCAAUGGCAGGGGCAUGGGCAUGGGCAAGGGCACAUGCAUCGGUCACUAACCGCUCGCAAAGAGGGAACUCCCACUGUUACCCCAGCUCAAGGAUUUGAUCCUGUUCGAGAUGCUCACGACUUGCGGAAGGCCAUGAAAGGUUUUGGCACUGAUGAGAAUGCAUUGAUUAAUAUUAUUUGCCGCCGCACCAAUGAACAGCGUCAGGAAAUUCAACGUCAGUAUAAGACACACUUUGGCAAGGACCUAAUCGAAGACAUCAAGUCAGAGACAAGUGGCAAUUUUGAGAAACUCCUGGUGGGUCUCCUACGCCCCAUUGUGGACUUUUACUGUGCUGAAUUGAAUGAUGCCAUGGCUGGCCUGGGCACCGAUGAGGAAGUUCUUAUCGAAAUACUGUGCACGCUCUCGAAUAUGGAAAUUCACACUAUCAAGAAUCAGUACUUACGCUUAUAUGGCGCACACUUGGAGUCGGAGCUGAAAUCAGAAACUUCGGGCAAUUUCAAGCGUCUGCUCACAUCUCUGUGCACGGCUGCAAGGGAUGAGAGUGGACGUAUUGAUCCGAAUGCGGCAAGAAACGAUGCCCGGGAACUUCUCAAGGCCGGCGAACUGCGCGUGGGUACAGAUGAGAGCAUGUUCAAUAUGAUUCUAUGCCAACGAAACUAUCAGCAAUUGCAAUUGAUAUUCCAAGAAUAUGAAAACAUGACUGGUCACUCUCUGGAGAAGGCAGUUAAAAAGGAAUUCUCUGGCGAUAUUAUGGAGGGUUUGAUCGCUAUCUACAAGUGUGUUACCAAUAAAGCUGAAUAUUUUGCAUCGCGUUUGCAUAAAUCGAUGGCUGGCAUUGGCACAAAUGAUACCCAAUUGAUACGUGUAAUCAUUACGCGAUCUGAGAUCGAUAUGCACGACAUUAAGGCGGCCUUUGAACGUUUGUAUGGCAAGUCAUUGAAGAGUUGGAUCAAGGGUGACACUUCAGGUCAUUAUAAACAUGCUCUCUAUGCCCUAGUUGGAGAACAGCGCUCAUCUUAACUUUACUUUUAAAUUAUGACAAACAAACUUUAUAAUAUUCAAAAGAUGUGUUUUUAUUGUCCUUAUCUAUUUUUGAAUGGCUUACAUACAUAUGUAUUGAUGUUGCACCUACCUACCUACAAAACAAAAAACAAAAAAAAUACACAGAAAAAUUAUGUACACAUGCCCACAAACAAUUUAAACCCAAGACAAAUGAAACAUUGUGCCGAAUGCAGACAAAACUGUCAAUGGAAUUGUUUAAGGACCAAAUGGUUACGACAAGUACUACAAGUACACUAUAAACAUACACACACACCACCACCAGGCAUACAUAUAUAUUUUAUAAUAUAUUGUUAUUUAAAUAAAAGUGAAAUCAAUCCUAUUGUCAGUUAAGUAA
Molecule: messenger RNA, 2095 nt
Organism: Drosophila willistoni
Lineage: Eukaryota; Metazoa; Arthropoda; Insecta; Diptera; Drosophilidae
Product: annexin B11
Exons: 8
Coding region: 133-1719 (528 amino acids)
Cellular component (GO): cytoplasm
Molecular function (GO): calcium-dependent phospholipid binding; calcium ion binding
Source: RefSeq, a predicted model, not a curated record